UAGGUUAACAUAAAAAUUAACCUAAAGAAAAAUCCAAAGUGUCAAAAUGUCUCGAAUUCAAAUUUAAAAGAAAAUAGAAUGAUAACGCUUUUACCAUCUCAAUUACAAAGUCUUUGAAACUGUAUAUAUAAUUUUUAUGUGAAAAGAAAUGAAUGUUCUUCGAAAACGCACAUUUAUUCGAACUUGUUUAGAAAAUAUCCUCAGAUAUCACUCGAAAAAUAGCCAGAAAUUUCCUAAAAAGACCACAUAUUUUAAAGCUUUCAAUGCCACCGCUUUAUCAACAAGGAAUUUGGUCAAUUUCCAUGAAAAUCAAAAAGAUUAUACACCAUUACUGUGUGCCCUGGGCUUAGGUUUGGUGUUUUGCGAUUCCUUGUUGAGAGGCAAGGAAAAACGUUUCUUUCAAGCUGUUAAAUAUGGAAAUUUGUCGGAUGUUUCACUUCUCAUUAAGGAUAAAUAUAAUGUUAAUACCAGGCAUCCUUUAGGAUGGACUCCUUUAAUGGUAGCUGUAGUAAAUGACAAGUUUGCUGUUGUUAACUUAUUACUCAAAGCAGGUGCAGAUCCUAAUCUUCAAGAGGAAUUUAUAAACAUUGGGAGAACUGCACAUGAAAAAAGAAUACAUCCUAUUGAAGUUUUAAUGAUUCGCGAAGAUGAGUUCUCCUCAGACUUAAAUACAAAAGCAACUUACCUGGGAUUUACUGCACUUCAUUAUGCAGCCCUUAUAGAUAAUUUAGAUAUUGUGAGAAUUUUAAUUGAACAUGGAGCCAACCCUUGUCUGAAAAAUGACAUUGGUCAUCUUCCUGUAAUGUAUGCUAAAGAAGGUCCUGUCAAAAAAUAUUUGGAAGAACAAAGUGCUAAGCAUGUUGAAAAAGAAAAACAAAGAGAAUUAGAAGAAAGGAGAAGAUUUCCUCUUGAACAACGGCUAAAACAAUUCAUAGUAGGACAAGAGGGCGCAAUCAAAACGGUUGCCUCAACUGUCAGACGUAAAGAAAAUGGUUGGACUGACGACAAUCACCCACUAGUUUUUCUAUUUCUUGGUUCAUCAGGUAUUGGAAAAACGGAACUAGCCAAGCAGUUGGCUGCUUAUAUACACAAGAAUAAACCUGAUGGUUUCAUUCGGUUGGAUAUGUCGGAAUAUCAAGAAAAACAUGAGGUCGCAAAGUUAAUAGGUGCUCCGCCAGGAUAUGUUGGCCAUGAUGAUGGAGGUCAACUAACCAAAAAACUGAAAGCUUGCAAUAACGCCGUAGUUUUAUUCGAUGAAGUCGAUAAGGCUCACCCUGAUGUUUUGACUGUUCUGCUACAACUAUUCGACGAGGGAAGAUUGACAGAUGGAAAAGGGAAAACAAUUGAAUGCAAAGAAGCAAUAUUCAUUAUGACUUCCAACCUUGCAAGUGACGAAAUUGCGCAGUAUGGCUUACAUUUGAGGAAAGAAAUUGAAAGGCAGAAAAAAGAACUUUUAGAUAAUAAGUCAGACUUGACCGUAUCUGAUGAUAUUCAGGUCACCAGAAAAUUCAAAGACGAAGUUGUGAAACCAAUUCUCAAAAGACAUUUCAAGCGGGAUGAAUUUUUAGGAAGAAUUAAUGAGAUAGUCUACUUUUUACCAUUUUCAAGGAACGAACUCAUGGAACUUGUUGGGAGAGAACUCAAACUUUGGGCAGAUAGGGCAGAAAAGAAGCAUAAAAUACUACUCCAAUGGGAUCGUAGUGUAGAGUCGGCACUGGCAGAUGGUUAUGAUGUGCAUUAUGGAGCCAGAUCUAUCAAGUAUGAAGUCGAAAGAAGGGUGGUGAAUCAAAUAGCUUUGGCCCAUGAAAGGGGUUGCUUGAAUAAGGGAUGCACUGUGAGCGUUUCAGUUCUCUGGAAAGAGCAAAGCGAUCUACCAGAAUUCAGGUUGAAAGUGAAGAAAAAAGGUGUAAAAGAUUGGGUAGAAUUAGAUCACUUCAGUGCACCUUUAGAAAAUGUUAACAAUAUAUUUUGAAUCAUUAAAAAAGUACUGUUAUAACA
This is a messenger RNA of Coccinella septempunctata (seven-spotted ladybird), 1998 nucleotides long. Its product is annotated as caseinolytic peptidase B protein homolog. Gene Ontology annotation, biological process: cellular response to heat. The record is from RefSeq and is a predicted model, not a curated record. Bases 149 to 1972 code for a protein of 607 amino acids. Gene Ontology annotation, molecular function: protein binding; ATP hydrolysis activity; ATP binding. Gene Ontology annotation, cellular component: cytoplasm; mitochondrion. Lineage: Eukaryota; Metazoa; Arthropoda; Insecta; Coleoptera; Coccinellidae. The transcript is spliced from 7 exons.